This is a messenger RNA of Sphaeroforma arctica JP610, 1663 nucleotides long. RefSeq lists its product as hypothetical. The record is from RefSeq and is a predicted model, not a curated record. The annotation marks the transcript as partial. The transcript is spliced from 2 exons. NCBI's taxonomy places the organism in Eukaryota, Ichthyosporea, Ichthyophonida.
GUAUUGACGGUGGGCUGGCUAAGCGAUUCAUUUUAGAGCUGCUAUGGGAGAUAGCCGUUGCGGUGAGUGCCGAAUCUCACAGUGAAAAUUCGGAUGAGUAUAGUAACGCAGAACAACCCAGACCAGCGCUGGAAUACAGUCACCGAGACUCUACCACGAACAAACCAUCUAUAGAUAGGAAUACACAGACGCAAAAGGAAAGUCAGAAACAAUGGGCUGGCUCUACCAAUGUACAGAACGACAUAGAGUAUGAGCUGGUCGGUGAUGAACCAGGCGCUCGACAGAGUAUGACGCCUCAUGCAGCACGUAGUGGUGUGACACCUUUCAGCAAGGGACAGGUCGCAACCGAACCGUGGCAGCAGGUGCCGAUAUCUAGUAGAUACAAUACGUGGUACCCUACAGCACUGGACAGUUGUGAACAGGAGUUCACUCCAAUAGGACACUCGUAUACACCACAGGGAGCUUAUAAUAAUUCUUCUUUACGAUCGCGGCUGUUGUUUCAGGAUGGUGAAGGUGAAGGCGAUGGCGAUCGAUUGGGUCAAGAUGAGGAUAUAUACGGACGCAGUGUGUGGGCUGGUGUACUAGACAGAGAUAUUGACGACGAAAGGGGUGUACGUGGGGUCCUACCCGCAGGAGAGCGUGCCUUUUAUCGCACGAGCUCCGAGCAAAUAGGUGCGCGUGGAGGAUAUGACCACCACAGCUACAACUAUCAGUCCAUGUCGCACUACAGGGCAGGUGCUGAUGGCAAUGUGGAAUCACUUAUAGAUGGAGGCAUUGGCCAUGUCGACAACGACCUUGGUCUCGAUAUGGCGAGGCUAAGACUGGGUAGUGCGCAUGAGAUGAUAAAUACAGACGUAGACACACGCCUUCACACAUUACCGCGAUCACGCUUCAGCACUCACACACGGAGCGGCGCAUAUGCCACACCAUACCAAACGACCCAUGGCGAGACAGCAGAUGCAGAGCCACAACUGCCGGCAGAGAAUAGAUUGGGAUACAACCAGAUGAAUAGGCUAAGAGGUGACUUGACGGCCUCGAACAACGAGUAUCACCACCAGCGGAAUGCAAAUAGGUUUAGAUAUAACACAUAUAAUGGACACUUAGGAAUGGCAAGUACUACCAAUUUAUUGCAGCUUUACGGUGAUGGGUACGAGUACGGACACGAACACGAUGAUAGGAACCUGCAGAGUCGUGACGACCUUUACGAAAACCAGUUCGCUGCCACACAACGGCGACUGCAGCAACAGCAGGCGAGAGAUAUGCAGAGUGCGAUGCAAAGUAUGAGACUCGACGGUGUGAACCAGCACAGGGGAGAGAAAGAGCCUGUGGAUACCGGUAUAUACGGCCCAGGGUUGGAUGGGUUUCAGCAGAUAGGGGAUGAAGACUACGACGCACGCUAUAGCGGCAGCAACAGUAAACCUCGGGUAGAUACAAAGCGUACAGACGACGAUGGGUACGAGUCGGGUAUCAGCCAUCGUGAAGAAGCCGAACAUCUACGACGAGAGAUCAAACGAAUGCAAGAGAACAUAGCUUGCUUGGGGGAAAGCAGGCAAGCGGCCUGAUUGGCAGCAAAUUAUUAGAGAAAGGAUGUACGCUCUAACGCAUACAUGCAGCACAUUCACAUUGAACAGAUAUGGAUAUAUAAAUAAAUAUCUAUACAUAG